AUGGCCUCAAAUUCAGACGCGUUCGAGAGCCUACGUGUGGAGAUUAAUGCUAAUAUCGUUCGGAAACUGUUGAGACAAGGUGAAGCGACAGCUCAGUUUGCUCCGCGAGGAACUUCCGAAAAUGUGCUGCUGUCGUCUCCCACUACUUUGUGGCUAUUUUUCGACAGCCUUCAAUUGUCUGAGAUCCAAAUUCCAGACCAGGCGAGCAUCACCAAAGCGAAUCUGUUUCGAAACAUCCACGAAAGAAACCUCUAUACUUUCCUAGCUAUCCUGAUCUUUAGUCAUUGCUCUUUCGAGGCAGUGCGAACCUUCACCAUUGAACUCCUCGCCAAGGAUGAGAAUACAUGGCGGAUGGAUGUCUGUGGACUACCGGUGAAACGUAAAAUACUACAAAAUCUCUUCGGGGAAGAAAACGCGGAGAAAUUUUUGCGUCAUCAGGCGUGUUUCUGUCCUGUGGUGAUCGGGGAACAAGAUCUGUUCACUCAAAUUGACCUCAAAGAACAAAGACUUCCUUAUUUGGAAGAAAAACUCAUCAUCAAGAAGGAGAUCGGGCAAAAGGCAGAGAUUUACGCAGUCAUCGUUGCCGAAGGCCACUUCCGCUACCGUGAUGGGAAUACAAAUCUGAGUCCCAAGACGAUAGCCCGUAAAGACUACGAAGUUAACGAGGAACAAAUGGGGCAUGAAACUAUGAAAAAGAUCCUAUCAGCCGACAGAAGGAGCGAAAACAUCAUCAAAAUUUUUGGCAUACUAGACAUUGGUCAAGGAGAGUAUAGUUUGUUCAUGCCUCUUGCCCUUUGUGACUUGAAAGCGUAUAUGGAAGACCCUCAUGCACAGCGUGUGGAGAAGAGCGACAUGAUCAACUCUGCCCGGGGAGUUGCAAGAGGACUGGAAUUUCUUCAUCAUGAGAUGAAGUCGGAUGGCGAUGAUAUCGUCUGCUAUCAUAUGGACCUCAAACCUAAAAACAUCUUGAUAUUCCCAGAGAAAGUGAAUGGGAAAGUAUAUCAUGUUUGGAAAAUAAGUGAUUUUGGAAACUCAUGUGUGGUGAUCAAAAGCCGCAGGGCAGCAGAAGUUCGCGAUGACUCCAAGACAUGGUUUGUCCAACGAAGAGCAAGAGAAGAACAAAGCCAACCGGGUCCUUCAACGGUGAAACAGAUAUCAAGCACAUACCUGGGCCCUGAGUCUCUCUUCAAAAACCCAAGUAUGAAUACAAGUAGCGAUGUAUGGUCCCUGGGCUGUAUAAUCAGCGUUGUGUUCACAUAUAUGGAGGAAGGCAGAGAGGGUGUCAUUCAAUACGCAAAUGCCAGAAUGAAACGAGGGAGAUUCGAUCGUUUUUUCCAACGUGAUCGAAUGUUUCUUUCCCAUGCUCCUCACCCGGAGGUCUUAAAAUGGCAUCAUGACUUGAUCAAACAAGCAGAACAACGAAGCCGUGCGGAGGGAGAAGCUGUGAAAUCGAUUCUUAAGUUUGUUGAGGAAAGGGUUCUCCUCCUUGAUCAAUCAAGACGAUGUGAUGUCAGGGAUAUAGUAAGUGAGCUUCUCAAAACUCAAGACAUGUAUAGGGCCUUGGAAAACCCCCCAAGGACGCCAACUGCAUCAGAGGAGACACAAUCUUCUUCCAGCGAAAGACCCAAAAAAUGGCGAGAAAGGCUUCGAAGAUUGCCUAGAGCCGAGCCCGAGAACAAAAUACGAUGGUCAAUCAAAACCAAUGAGUACUUUGGAGGCUGCGAAAUCUCACCUUUAGGAUCCAUCAUUGCUUUAUGGAACGAUAAGAAGAUAUCACUGUACACCUCGGAAUAUGCACAUUCGACAGGGAACGGGAUCAACGAAGCAGCCGUGGCGGAACCCUUGGAGUAUCUAAUUGAUAUGUCCGGUUGUGUCUGGAAAAGCAUAAGUUUGACAGAUAAGUAUUUGGUCGCUUCGGUCACUUCUGUCACUGCAAGUGGUCCCUCUGUGGAAAUGUGUUAUAUCUUCAAGCUACACAAUUCUCCAGUCUCUUCGAUACCUAUCAACUUCAGGUUAAUACGGCGGGUUUCUAUGCCAUCCACGGUUAUGAAGCUAGUAAUCUCAUCGGAUAACAAAACAAUUCUAUGCGUUCUGCGAGAGAACUCUGGAAGCUUGGAGAAAAGCUCGCUUUAUGAAAUUCCUGUCACACAAUCUGGCCUUGAAUAUCGAAAGCUUCGCACAGCAGAUUGGCCAGCAAAAGAAGUUACUCAACUUUCUUUCGGACCCGACUACCGUAGUGAUGCAACACUCUUUACCACCUUCGCCCCCUUCUACAGAGCUCCUCAUACUUGCACUUUUGUUACUCGUGAGAAAAGGCUGGAGAUCGCUAGCUACAUAUCAGGGCCUCCCGAAAGAAUUCAUGCAGACAUUAAUAAAUAUCGAGUAGGAAAGUUGAUGGUUACCCCGGAUGAUAGGAAGUUUUAUGCAUUGGGAAAACAGUCCGGGAGAGCUCCGAUGAUUCUACUGGAGCUGACAAUUCCUCGAUCCCAAGAUGGUGUAGAGAAAGUCAAAGGGAAAGAAAUUUCUCAGUUACCAGAUUGGGAAUACGAUGAGGUGACGGCGAAACUGUCAUUUUCAAGUGAAGAUAAUAAUCAUCGCAUCCUGAUUGUUAAAAAGGGUAAGAGUGAAUAUGAAAUAUUUAGCAUUCGCCUUCCAGGGCCAAAUACGUAG
Molecule: messenger RNA, 2670 nt
Organism: Penicillium taxi
Lineage: Eukaryota; Fungi; Ascomycota; Eurotiomycetes; Eurotiales; Aspergillaceae
Exons: 3
Coding region: 1-2670 (889 amino acids)
Biological process (GO): peptidyl-serine phosphorylation; peptidyl-threonine phosphorylation
Molecular function (GO): protein serine/threonine kinase activity; ATP binding
Source: RefSeq, a predicted model, not a curated record